CGCAGCGCCUCCCGCCAUGAGAUAUAAAGAUGGCCGCAACGAGGAGCGACAUCAACCAGCAGAGGACACCUCCGCUCGUGGCAUCCAAACCAACAGCAGCUGUCAAUAGCUUCCCGGCAUAAAGAAUAAUAUGGUGCAUUUAGCUUCCGCCCUUCUGGUGGCUAGCGCGGCCUUCGCCGUGGCGGCGCCCGCCAGCGAGAUCUUUGAGCGCCAGUCGACGUGCUCGACGCAGGGCAGCUACCCGACCGUCAACUCGGCCAAGCUGCCCGACCCCUUCACGUCGGCGGCGGGCAACAAGAUCACCACCAAGGCCGACUUCGAGUGCCGCAAGGCCGAGAUCAGCAAGAUCAUGCAGCAGUACGAGCUGGGCACGUAUCCGCCGCCGCCGGACAAGGUCGAGGCGUCGAUGAGCGGCAACGGUAUCACGGUCCGGGUGACGGUGGGCAGCAAGACCAUCUCGUUCUCGGCGUCGAUCCGCAAGCCGUCCGGCAGCGGGCCGUUCCCGGCCAUCAUCGGCAUCGGCGGGGCGUCGAUCCCGAUCCCCAGCAACGUGGCGACCAUCACGUUCAACAACGACGAGUUCGGCGCGCAGUCCGGCAGCGGCUCGCGCGGGCGCGGCAAGUUCUACGACCUCUUUGGCAGCAGCCACUCGGCCGGGUCGCUCACGGCGUGGGCCUGGGGCGUGGACCGGCUGAUCGACGGGCUGGAGCAGGUCGGGGCGGCGUCGGGCAUCGACACCAAGCGGCUCGGCGUGACGGGCUGCUCGCGCAACGGCAAGGGCGCCUUCGUGACCGGCGCCUUCGUCGACCGCAUCGCGCUCACGAUCCCGCAGGAGUCCGGGGCCGGCGGGGCGGCGUGCUGGCGCAUCAGCGACCAGCAGAAGGCGUCGGGCGCCAACAUCCAGACGGCGCAGCAGAUCAUCGGCGAGAACCCGUGGUUCAGCCGCAACUUCGACCCGUACGUGCGGUCCAUCACGACGAUCCCGCAGGACCACCACUUCCUGGCGGCCAUGAUCGUGCCACGCGGGCUGAUUGCCUUCGAGAACAACAUCGACUGGCUCGGCCCCGUGUCGACCACGGGCUGCAUGAAGGCCGGCCGGCUGAUCUACAAGGCCUACGGCGUGCCCAACAACAUGGGCUUCUCGCUCGUCGGCGGCCACAACCACUGCCAGUUCCCCAGCAGCCAGAACUCGGAGCUCACCGCCUACAUCAACUACUUCCUGCUCAACGGCAGCACCGCGCCCCCGGCCGUCGAGCGGAGCGACGCCAAUGUCGAUGCCGCCAGCUGGGCGCCUUGGGCCACCAGCCUCCCCACGCUCUCGUGACAGUCGGGCAGGCCCCUCAGAAAACGUCGGGCCGGGCGGUGGAAGAGC
This is a messenger RNA of Chaetomium strumarium, 1372 nucleotides long. RefSeq lists its product as uncharacterized. The record is from RefSeq and is a predicted model, not a curated record. The transcript has a single exon. NCBI's taxonomy places the organism in Eukaryota, Fungi, Ascomycota, Sordariomycetes, Sordariales, Chaetomiaceae. Bases 131 to 1324 code for a protein of 397 amino acids.